This is a messenger RNA of Amphimedon queenslandica, 1326 nucleotides long. RefSeq names its product neurotrypsin-like. Bases 64 to 1221 code for a protein of 385 amino acids. The record is from RefSeq and is a predicted model, not a curated record. Lineage: Eukaryota; Metazoa; Porifera; Demospongiae; Haplosclerida; Niphatidae. Gene Ontology annotation, cellular component: membrane. The transcript has 7 exons.
GGUUGACGCCCUGUAGUCUACUGUUUACGUUUUGCUUAGUCGUGGUGGGUGAACAAGGUGAUAAUGGGAUUGCUCGGUGUUGUGGUGCUUCUCUUGACUUUGUCUUACCACACUAAUGCUCAGCUGUACCGUGGAACUGUUCGACUAGUUAUAGGUGGAGUUUUCUCACAAUCUAUUGAACGGACAGCUGGAAUAGUUCAGAUCUAUUACUUUACCAAUACCUCCACUUCAAACAGAUGGGGCAAUAUCUGUGAUGAUAGUUCAUUUGGUAGCACUGAAGCUAGUGUCAUUUGUAACCAGUUGGGGUAUAAUGGAGCAUCAGGUUUUGGUAGAGCUGGUAGUACAACAAGCUAUGGGAUUGAUACAGCUGCCACACUUAUUGAUGAUGUUAAGUGUGCUAGUAGUAGCUAUUUGACUCUCAAGCAGUGCAGCUUUUCAACAAUUAUUAAAUCCUCUUGCACCAGUAACAGUGAAGAUGUUUAUGUAUCAUGCUACAGUACUAGAAUCUGGGACAAUCCUUAUUCUGGACAAAUUCGUCUACAAGGAGGUCCUUAUACAAGUUAUGGUAGACUGGAAGUAUAUUGUAAUGAACAGUGGGGUACAGUAUGUACUAAUACCUUUGAUGUAACUGAUGCUACAGUCGCCUGCCGUCAGUUAGGAUACAGUGGCUAUACUACAUGGGCUGGAACUCUUGCUGGGUCUGACUCUCAACCUAUUUGGUUGAACAAUGUUGAUUGUACCAGUUCAUCUCUUUGUUUUGCUUAUUGUCAAUCAUGCCCCUCCUCCCAAUCUUCUAGCUGUGGACACAGUCAAGAUGUGGCUUUGGGAUGUGAAUUUGAUAGUACUUACACAUCCACUCAUAUACUGAGCACUUGUGAAUAUGCUGACUCAAUUGCCAACAACAUUGCUGCCAUUGUUGGAGGAGUAAUUGCAGCUUUUGUCAUAUGCUGUGUCCUCAUAAUAUCAAUACCAAUAUGUAUAUGUUGCUGUUUGGGUGUUGGAAUAGGAGCUGCUGCUCGUGGUGGAAGGGGUACAACAACAAAAACAACAACUGUAGGAGGAACUAAUGUUACUACAGCUACUACCAGUCAAACAACUAGCGGUUACCCUCCACAGCAGGGUUACUCUCCACAGCAGGGUUAUCCUCCACAGCAGAGUUAUCCUCCACAGCAGGGUUAUCCCAUGCAAGAAGAAAAGGGAUAUGGAUACCCACCACAGUAAUAGUUUACUGUCAGUAACACUGCUUUUAUAUUAUGUCUCAUUAGUUUAGUUUUCCCCAGUCUUUUUUAUUACUGCUUUUAUAAUUGGUUUUUUAAUACAAUUAAA